CAUAGGGGUGGUUGUGUCUCGAUAGCUAUAAGGGUGUGGGAGAUAUGAGGUUGAAAGUGGUUGAAACUGGCUUUCUAUUUCGAAUGUUUUGUUGGAAUUUAAUUCGAACAAAUUUGAACGAUCUUAAACAAAUUCGAACGAUUUUAAAUGUUUAAAAUCGUUUAAGAUCGUUAAGGAAAAAUUUUCAAAAUCUCGAAUCAUAUCGCAAAAGCAAAAGAUGGCGCGGAGAAAUGAAACCACGGAAGAAAGAGAAAUACACUUAACAUUGCUACAAGAAAAUUAUCAACGAAACAGAAAUAAGAAAACAGAAGAGCAACUUGAAAAUUAUAGAGAAACAGAUCAAAUCAGAAAAAGAUUACAAAGAGAAAAAGAAACAAGUGCACAGUUGGAUGAAAGAAGAAAGCAGAUUAGAGAGAGAAUAAAUAACAUUCGCCUAGAUGAGCAUGUCAACGCGCAAUUAUUAGAAACAACUGUAUACGCUGUGCGCGAAAGCCGGCGAGGAACAUACGGUCUUCAAUGCGAAGCGUUUCAUUAUAAUUCAACUAAAAAUUAUAAUGAACAUCCAAGUGUAGUGAUUGGGAAAAUGGAUCAAAUAUGUAAGUUUUGUAAAGCUAAAAAAUUCAGAGGCGAAACACAAAGUACAUGCUGCUCAAGUGGUAAAAUUAGAUUACCAGCAUUAAACUUGCUGGCGCCUGAAUUUUUGGAAAUUAUGAAUGGAGAAACACAGAAAUCUAAACACUUUUUACAAAAAAUUAGAAGUUACAAUGCCUGCUUCCAAAUGACAUCGUUUGGAGCAACUGCAAUAACCGAAGAAGAAGGAUUCAAUCCAGUGUUUAAAGUCCAAGGACAAGUGUGUCAUAAAAUUGGGUCAUUAUUGCCACUUGCAAAUGAAACGCCGAAGUUUUUACAAAUUUACUUCGUAGGAAAUGAAGAAGAUGAAGUAGUUCAACAGUUGACGAAUUUUACAGGAUUACGUCGAGAUAUAAUUGUAUAUAUACAGCGUGAUCCUUUUUCAGUGAAACCCAAACGGGUGAAGAUGGAUAUCCGAAAUACAGACGUCGACCACCAAGUGAAGGAGGAUUUACGGCAAAAAUCAAGAUAA
This is a messenger RNA of Centruroides sculpturatus (bark scorpion), 1102 nucleotides long. RefSeq lists its product as uncharacterized. The transcript has a single exon. The record is from RefSeq and is a predicted model, not a curated record. The coding region runs from base 218 to 1102 and encodes 294 amino acids. Lineage: Eukaryota; Metazoa; Arthropoda; Arachnida; Scorpiones; Buthidae.